Messenger RNA from Naumovozyma castellii, 1167 nucleotides. RefSeq names its product Ysc83p (gene YSC83). The coding region runs from base 1 to 1167 and encodes 388 amino acids. NCBI's taxonomy places the organism in Eukaryota, Fungi, Ascomycota, Saccharomycetes, Saccharomycetales, Saccharomycetaceae. The transcript has a single exon. The record is from RefSeq and is a predicted model, not a curated record.
AUGAACAAGGACAAUCAGGAUAUUGUUGAUAAAGCCUUCAAUAUAGCCCAUUGGGGAUUCGCUAAUGCCUCUAAGCUGGCCGAUGAACUCAAAGAUUCAGUAAUAAGCUCUGCUAAAUAUGUGGAGAAGGCUGUUGUUGGCGAUGAGGAGAUUAUUAGUUCCGUGGAAGCUCAUUCUACGUUUGGAAAAAUGAACAUACCAUUCCCUGGAUUUCUAAGUGCUGGGAGGGAUAACUGGGUAAAAACAGCAGGGUUUUCUGCGACUGCUAUUCUGAUGUGUUGGGGAUGUCAUCAUAUGCUAAGGGUUCCCUCAAAGUUACCAGUUAAUGAAAAUAAAUGUGUUCUCAUAUUAGGUAACAGGAAUGAUCCCAUAGUGAGAUCACAAAUUGCUGAUCUAUUCAGAAGAAAAUAUACCGUCUUCCUUUGCUCUGAAAACAUCGGAGAUGAAAAUGAAGAUGAAGAAUUCUUGUUUUACUUAGACCCAUCUUCCAAUAAGGAUCUUAUGAGGUUUAUUGAUUAUCUAACAACCUCUAGUUCUAUCAAGAUGAAUUUAGCUGCAAUUCUAUUCAUGCCUAACAUUGCAUACCAUGUGCCAGGCUCUCUAACAACAGAAGUAUUAAACUCCACAUUCAAUGCCAAUAUAUCCGUUUAUUAUGAUGUUCUUAUGAAAAUAUUACCACAUUUACCAUAUAAGAAGACCCCAUUAUUUCUUUACAAUCCAUCAUUGGCAUAUAAUAUGCAAAUAUCUACCCAGCCAGCCACCACAUUUGUCUCAGGAUGUAUAAAUUCAUUAUACCAAGUAUUGAGGCAUCUUCGAGAUUUACAAACAAUUCAACUCAACUUGGGAGUUUUCCAAUUAGGUGGUCAACCUUCGAAUUAUAAAUAUCUGGAAGUUAGUGGACCUAAUAUAAACAAGGCACUAUUCGAUCCUGUUUAUAAAUUGAUUAUCUCCUUUAAUGGGAACUUUCUGCAAAGGGCUUACAUGCAUCUUAUUACCCUUAAUGGUUUAUGUUCCUCUUUUCAUUUUGGGAAAUAUAGCUUGCUGUCUUCUUUGAUCCCAGGUCCAUACUUGGUUAAAGUACAUAUGGUUUGUGAAAGCAGAUUGAAAAGUUUUGCUAAAUAUCUUUCGGAUCUUCUUUAUAAGUCGAGUGCAUAUUUUAUUAAAUAA